This is a messenger RNA of Manduca sexta (tobacco hornworm), 582 nucleotides long. RefSeq names its product hairy/enhancer-of-split related with YRPW motif protein 1-like. Gene Ontology annotation, biological process: regulation of neurogenesis; regulation of transcription by RNA polymerase II; anterior/posterior pattern specification. The coding region runs from base 1 to 582 and encodes 193 amino acids. Gene Ontology annotation, cellular component: nucleus. Gene Ontology annotation, molecular function: RNA polymerase II cis-regulatory region sequence-specific DNA binding; DNA-binding transcription factor activity, RNA polymerase II-specific. The record is from RefSeq and is a predicted model, not a curated record. Lineage: Eukaryota; Metazoa; Arthropoda; Insecta; Lepidoptera; Sphingidae. The transcript is spliced from 2 exons.
AUGUUGACGUUCAGGAUGAGACAACCUGUAGGGUCUAUAAACAACUGGGGUCUAGACACGUUCGCGUACGACCCUCAAAGGUACGCAAUGGACUACCACAGCAUCGGUUUUAGGGAAUGCGCGGCAGAAGUAGCCAGAUACCUCGUCAGCUGCGAAGGUCUAGACAUACAGGACCCACUGCGGCUGCGACUCAUGAGCCACCUCCAGUGCUUCGCCGCGCAACGGGAGCUCGCAGCGAAGUCCGCCAACUGGGGCUACCCACAGUACCCUGCCGCGCCGGUAGCUCCGCAGCCUCAACAUCCCACAGGAUAUACAGACUUGGGGCAUAGGCAAGACAUACCAACAACAUCAGCUACAACGACAGUGGCAGUACCUACGGCGAUAGCUGCCCCGCUGACAGCCGCUCCGAGCUAUCCUCACUAUCCUCCAGCGCCUCCUGCUCCCCCCGCUCCGCCGGGACCACACCCCGCCCCGCCAGCCCCACAUUACCCCUCCCCGUAUCCUCAUCCGCCACCACACCACCAAUACUCCCAAAACAGUUCGAAACCCUAUAGACCAUGGGGUGCGGAAUUGGCUUAUUAG